This is a messenger RNA of Nicotiana tabacum (common tobacco), 2285 nucleotides long. The record is from RefSeq and is a predicted model, not a curated record. NCBI's taxonomy places the organism in Eukaryota, Viridiplantae, Streptophyta, Magnoliopsida, Solanales, Solanaceae.
AUUGCACGAAAAAGGUCCCCUGGUACAAAAAAUAAAAACCUAAAGCAAAGCACUCCCAUAAACAUUUCAUUUUUAUCCCUAAAUUGCCCCCCACACACUACACACACUGAUUACUCUGUGUCACACCUUUUCUCCUUUUCCUCCUCAUCUACUCUCCCAUGGAGAACCAGAAGCACAGCGAACGCUCGUCGAGCUCUGGUAGAAGGAGCUUGAAGAGAAAGCUACACGAAGGUCUCGAAGAAGAUCAAACGGUUUCAUCUUCUUUAUCUUCGGAAGAAGCUCAUCAAGAUCUGGCGCGUGAAGUCCGUACACAGGUUGAGGUUAUAGAAUCUUCCUUUUCUUCAUCCGAGUCAGAUCGAGCCUCCGCAAAACGCGGUAUACACGUUCUCUCUGAACUAGCCAAAAACGAGGAAAUUGUGAACGUAAUUGUGGAUUGUGGUGCUGUUCCGGUUUUGGUGCAGCAUCUAGAGGCGCCGCCGCAUGUGAGUGAAGGUGAAGGUAGUCACAUGCCAUACGAACAUGAGGUUGAGAAAGGAAGUGCUUUUACGCUUGGGCUUCUUGCUAUAAAACCAGAGCACCAACAACUCAUUGUUGAUGCUGGAGCUUUGCCUCAUCUUGUUAAUCUGCUGAAGAGGCACAGAGAUGCUCAGAACUCUCGAGCAGUCAAUGGUGUUAUCCGUCGGGCAGCUGAUGCAGUCACGAAUCUUGCUCAUGAAAACAGCAGCAUCAAAACUCGUGUUAGGAUUGAAGGUGGCAUCCCUCCACUUGUUGAAUUGCUUGAGUUUGUUGAUUCAAAGGUGCAGAGAGCAGCUGCAGGAGCCUUACGAACUUUGGCAUUUAAGAAUGAUGAGAACAAAAAUCAGAUUGUGGAAUGCAAUGCACUCCCUACUCUUAUACUAAUGCUUCGGUCUGAAGAUACUGCUAUACACUAUGAAGCGGUUGGAGUCAUCGGAAAUCUGGUGCACUCAUCACCAAAUAUCAAGAAAGAAGUUCUUCUUGCAGGAGCUUUACAACCUGUAAUUGGGCUACUUAGUUCCUCCUGUUCAGAGAGCCAAAGGGAAGCUGCUUUACUGCUAGGACAAUUUGCAGCAACUGAUACAGACUGUAAGAUUCAUAUUGUGCAAAGAGGAGCAGUUCCACCACUAAUUGAGAUGUUGCAAUCUCCAGAUGCUCAACUUAGGGAAAUGUCAGCCUUUGCUCUAGGGAGGUUGGCACAGGACACACACAAUCAGGCUGGUAUUGCUCACUGUGGUGGAAUUAUCCCAUUGUUGAAGCUCCUUGACUCAAAAAAUGGAUCAUUGCAACACAAUGCUGCAUUCGCUCUAUAUGGGCUUGCUGAUAAUGAGGAUAAUGUUGCUGAUCUUAUAAAGGUUGGAGGUGUUCAAAAGCUUCAGGAUGGAGAAUUUAUUGUCCAACCGACUAGAGAUUGUGUAGCAAAGACAUUGAAGAGAUUAGAAGAGAAGAUCCACGGACGAAUAUUGGGCCAUCUGAUAUAUUUGAUGCGCAUUGGGGAGAAGGUUAUUCAGAGACGAGUUGCUUUGGCCCUGGCCCAUCUUUGUUCACCAGAUGACCAAAAAACAAUUUUCAUUAAUAACGAUGGAUUAGAGUUGCUUUUGGAGCUCCUUGAAUCAACAAACUUGAAGCACCAAAAAGAUGGCUCUGUAGCUUUGUGCAAAUUGGCUAACAAAGCUAGCUCACUUUCGCAAGUCGAUGCUGCUCCUCCAUCCCCUAUACCUCAGGUUUAUCUGGGAGAGCAGUAUGUAAAUAAUUCUACGUUGUCUGAUGUGACAUUUUUAGUUGAGGGCAAACGGUUUUAUGCCCAUAGGAUUUGUUUACUAGCUUCUUCUGAUGCAUUUCGAGCUAUGUUUGAUGGUGGCUACCGGGAGAGAGAUGCCAAAGACAUAGAGAUCCCAAAUAUCCGAUGGGAUGUUUUUGAGUUGAUGAUGAGCUUGCAGGUNGUAUUCAUUUUGGAAAAGUUUGACCAAUUAAGUGUCAUGCCAUGGUAUUCACAUUUGAUUCAACGUGUAUUACCCGAGACUCGUAGUUACUUUGUAAGGGCGCUUACCAGGCCAAUUCAAGCUGAUAUGCGGGUGGGUGCUGCACAUUCAGUUUUGUUCUUUUCUUAAUUGUAACCACGGGAGAGUAUGUACAGGAAUGGGUUACUGUUGUAAUAGUGUCUCAAAAUGAGAGCUAAUGUAAAUCCUCAUUGGAUGCACCAAUUCCAAAUCAUUGGAUGGUUAACUAGCUUAUAAAGUUCAGUUUCAAAGCUUGCUAUGUUGUUCCUA